AUGCCGGAGGAGCUGACAGAGCCUGGGCGCGCCACGCCGGCCCGCGCCUCCUCCUUCCUCAUCGAGAACCUGCUGGCGGCCGAGGCCAAGAGCGGCCGCGAGGACCAGGAGGACGACGACGACGAGCCGGAGGACGAGGACGCCGAGCAGACGCGGAGGUGGCGGCUGCAGCGGCGGAGACAGCUGCGCGCGGGCGCAGGGCCCGGAGGAGAGGCGCGGGCCCGGGCGCUGCUGGGGCCGCGGGCGCUGGGCCUCGGUCCCCGGCCCCUCCCCGGCCAGGGGCUGCCCUAUGCGCCGGGCGGCGGCGGCGGCGCGGCGCGCUGGUACCCGCGGGGGCACGGCGGCUACGGAGGCGGCCUCAGCCCUGACACCAGCGACCGCGACUCACCGGAGACCGGCGAGGAAAUGGGCAAAGCCGAGGGCGCCUGGCAGCGGGGCCCCGGGCCCGGAGCGCUGCAGCGGGAGGCGGCGGAGCUGGCGGCGCUGGGCCCGGCAGCCGGCGCGGAAGAGGCGGCGGCAGAGCUGGCCGAGACCCCGGCGACGGCGGGGGAGGCGCGCGGCGCGAGCAGCGUAGGCGGCGGCCGCAAGAAGAAGACGCGCACGGUCUUCUCGCGCAGCCAGGUGUUCCAGCUAGAGUCCACCUUCGACCUGAAGCGCUACCUGAGCAGCGCCGAGCGGGCCGGCCUCGCCGCCUCCCUGCAGCUCACCGAGACGCAGGUGAAGAUCUGGUUCCAGAACCGACGCAACAAAUGGAAGCGGCAGCUGGCGGCCGAGCUGGAGGCGGCCAGCCUGUCCCCGCCGGGCGCGCAGCGCCUCGUCCGCGUGCCGGUGCUCUACCACGAAAGCCCCCCGGCCGCGGCCGCCGCCGGGCCCCCUGCAGCGCUGCCCUUCCCGCUGGCGCCCGCCGCGCCCGCGCCGCCCCCGCCGCUGCUCGGCUUCCCUGGGGCCCUCUCCUACCCGCUGGCCGCCUUCCCGGCCGCCGCCUCUGUGCCCUUCCUGCGGGCGCAGAUGCCCGGCCUCGUGUGA
This is a messenger RNA of Choloepus didactylus (southern two-toed sloth), 1026 nucleotides long. RefSeq names its product H6 family homeobox 1 (gene HMX1). The coding region runs from base 1 to 1026 and encodes 341 amino acids. NCBI's taxonomy places the organism in Eukaryota, Metazoa, Chordata, Mammalia, Pilosa, Megalonychidae. Gene Ontology annotation, cellular component: nucleus. Gene Ontology annotation, biological process: regulation of transcription by RNA polymerase II; negative regulation of DNA-templated transcription. Gene Ontology annotation, molecular function: RNA polymerase II transcription regulatory region sequence-specific DNA binding; DNA-binding transcription factor activity, RNA polymerase II-specific. The record is from RefSeq and is a predicted model, not a curated record. The transcript has 2 exons.